Molecule: messenger RNA, 342 nt
Organism: Ostreobium quekettii
Lineage: Eukaryota; Viridiplantae; Chlorophyta; Ulvophyceae; Bryopsidales; Ostreobiaceae
Source: the annotation of a GenBank genome assembly
AUGAGCUCAUCCAUCAGAAAGAAUGCUGGUUUAGGACUCCUGGCAUGCACUUUCUGGGUAUGCAAGUCGUGCUACAAGGGGGUGGGCGUGUGCUCUCCAUGCAUAGUUGUAAGAUUAGAAUACUCUUUGUUGCUGAGCAGCAGACGUGGCAAAGCGUGCAGUGGAGCUGAGCUGAAGCCCUCACGUUGGCGGAAGGAGGGCGCCCAUCUGCAGCGCUUGGUGCUGGAACGAAAGCCACUGAUGCUGCUGUCAAGUUUUUUGAAUGAUGCUCAAGUGGUGUACGUCCUUUUUGUGGGAGCUGGCGAGAGCAAUCUUGGACGCUCUUCCCAGGCAGGAUGUUGA